AUGAAAUGGUCCCUUUUGUUCCCCGCCAUGAGAGCCCUCUCCAUAUCCUCGGCAGAUGCUUUCAUUCUGGUCUAUGAUGUUACAGAUGCAACAACGUUCGAAGAAGUACGCAUGAUCCGUGAUCAAAUUCAUGAGACUAAGGGCACCUCAGCUGUCCCAAUUGUGGUUGUGGGUAAUAAAAUAGAUUUACUAACGGAAAACAGUGAUCUCAGAGAGGUUGAAUAUGCCACCACAGAAUCGGUUGUAACAGUAGACUGGGAAAAUGGUUUCGCUGAAGUGUCGGCGGCAAGAAAUGAAAAUAUCACUCAAGUCUUCAAAGAGCUAUUAUCACAGGCGAAAAUCACGUACAAUUUGAGUCCAGCAUUACGUCGACGCCGCCAAUCGCUACCACAACAAGUGGGCAAUAAUGGCCCCGGCACACCGACACACCACAACCAUCCAUCGUCACAUCAUCACCAGCAUCAUCAGUCAGCGCACUCAUCUGCCUCGUCGUCAUCCGCCUAUGGUGGUGCAGCCGCAGCCCAUGCCCCAACAGCGGCCCAGUUGCAGCAUUUGCAGCGAAUACAGGAACGCAGUUUGGGUAGCAAACGUAAUUCCUGUGCAAUUUCCUAAAAAUGUCAACAGCAGCAACAACAACAACAGUAAUAAUAAUAGUAACAGUAGCAACAACAACUGCUGCUGCUGCAGCUGUCAACCAG
Molecule: messenger RNA, 698 nt
Organism: Musca domestica (house fly)
Lineage: Eukaryota; Metazoa; Arthropoda; Insecta; Diptera; Muscidae
Product: GTP-binding protein Di-Ras2
Exons: 4
Coding region: 1-612 (203 amino acids)
Molecular function (GO): GTP binding; GTPase activity
Source: RefSeq, a predicted model, not a curated record